CGACUUCUUCAAAAAAUUAAUUCCCAGUCGAGUCAGCUAUAUCAGUCCUGCAGGCCUGCUGAUCCUCUUCUGCCAGUCAUUUUCAUGUUGUUGUUUCUUGGUCAUCGAAGAUCUUGGUGUUUUCCUAGUAUCUUACCUUCGGAAUCAGAAGCAGUUUACCAGUGGAGAUCUCUUGUGCAAACAAAACUCCUGAUUUUACUGAAACGUAACACUGUGAUCACGACGCCAGCACAGGGACUUGCUUGGUGACAAUUCUAUCACCUCAGCUUUGUUUCAACAUGGCAGGUGCAGGGAGAAAAGGUCUAAAGUUGGCUCUCAUUCAGCUGGCAGUUGGCAGUGAUAAAGCAGUGAAUAUUCGCCGUGCGUGUGAAUUCAUCUCUCAGGCUGCUAAAGCUGGUGCUCAGCUUGUCGCACUACCAGAGUGUUUCAACUCCCCCUAUGGCACACAGUACUUUCAACAAUACGCUGAACCUGUACCGGAUGGUGACUCCAGUGUUGCCCUGGCGACAGCUGCUAAGCAACAUAACAUCUAUAUCCACGGAGGAUCAGUACCAGAGCGUGAUGGAGACAAGUUGUACAAUACCAGUGUAUUCUAUGGGCCGGACGGAUCCAUCUUGGGCAAGUACAGAAAGAUGCAUUUGUUUGACAUAGACAUUCCUGGAAAAAUUCAAUUCAAAGAGUCGGAAACCCUCUCUCCUGGAAACGGUGUUACUAUCAUAGAAACACCUUGGUGUAAGGUUGGUCUUGGUAUCUGCUAUGACCUACGGUUUUUUGAACUUGCUGCUCUCAUGGCACGCAAAGGUGUGGACUUGCUCCUGUAUCCCGGUGCAUUCAAUAUGACUACAGGUCCCAAGCACUGGGAACUACUGCAGAGAGCCAGAGCUGUGGAUAAUCAGUGUUUUGUAGCAUGUGCUUCACCGGCGAGGGAUGAGACAGCUACCUACGUAGCAUGGGGUCAUUCUACUGUGGUUGAUCCAUGGGGAGCUGUGUUGGCAAAAACUGAUGAGAAAGAAGGCAUUGUCUAUGCUGAUCUUGAUUUCAAUGCUGUGGAUAAUGUGCGUGCUUCCAUUCCAACACGUCAGCAGAAGCGUCACGAUGUUUACAAGUUAGAAGAUGCUUAGACCUAGCCCUUCAGUGCUUCACUCUCGCUGGGCCAACCCACCCCGUCAGUUUUGUCGAUGCAACACCUUUAUUUCUAUAUUUGAUUUCAAACUACAAUAUACUCCAUUGCACAUUGCAGUGUGUACCACAGUACCAUUUCACGAUAUUUUACUGAGCUCAUGAUACAAACUCAUCAUAGAACAAAAUCUCUGAGGCAACCUGCUAUAGUGCUCCAAUGCCAGUACAAAUCUUGUUUUUAUAGAGCAUGAAAAAAAGUAUCGAAUUACUUGAAUACAUAAUGCUGUGUGCUCUCCAUGUGAACCAUAAACCUUAUUUCAUUUCAGUGUACAUGCAUCAAGGCAAGUGGCCAGUGUAUCUUUCUUCUUCUUCUCUGUUGUGGGGUGUAGCAGUUCCUGCUGCCCAGUCACUGUCUUUUUAACUUCUUUUAUGAACUGGUGGCCGUUAUCUGGUGGCGGUUCUGUAUUAUUUACUUCAGUAGGCUAGCGUUGAUCACAUUUUUUGGUGUCACAUGUACUACUGGACCAUGGUAUGUCUGUCUCCAGUGGGGUUCAACUGAUUUUCUUUCAACGCCAUCAACAAAGCCAGACCAUCUUUGAUCUACUUCUAAGUACAUGGCACUUUACAUUCUGUGUUACUUUCAAAGUUUGUUUAUCUUCAAAUUAGAGCAUGUAGUUGUGUUUAGUGCGCAGUUGUGUUUUUAGUUUUUGCAGAGAUAGUUCUGAUGGUUUUCCCUAUGACUUCUGGUGUUUUCGCAACACGAUGCUUUACGAGUACAGUGGACAGCAA
Molecule: messenger RNA, 1908 nt
Organism: Sycon ciliatum
Lineage: Eukaryota; Metazoa; Porifera; Calcarea; Leucosolenida; Sycettidae
Product: omega-amidase NIT2-like
Exons: 10
Coding region: 279-1121 (280 amino acids)
Biological process (GO): oxaloacetate metabolic process; L-glutamine metabolic process
Cellular component (GO): mitochondrion
Molecular function (GO): omega-amidase activity
Source: RefSeq, a predicted model, not a curated record